Diaporthe amygdali is the source of this 810-nucleotide messenger RNA. Its product is annotated as aspartate dehydrogenase. Lineage: Eukaryota; Fungi; Ascomycota; Sordariomycetes; Diaporthales; Diaporthaceae. Bases 1 to 810 code for a protein of 269 amino acids. The transcript has a single exon. Gene Ontology annotation, biological process: NAD+ biosynthetic process. The record is from RefSeq and is a predicted model, not a curated record. Gene Ontology annotation, molecular function: NADP binding; L-aspartate dehydrogenase [NAD(P)+] activity.
AUGCUCUCUAUCGCAUUGAUCGGUUUCGGAGGAAUCGGGCGGUCUAUUGCAUCGACUAUUGCUGAGAAUCCCAUCGAGGGCAUCUCUAUCGAUGUCGUUUGCUGCAGGAGUACUCAGCAACAAGCAGCGCUCGACCUAUGUCCAAAGGCCAAGCUCAUAACACGAUGGUCAGAAUACCGCGGACCUGCGGUUGAUAUUGUGGUCGAAGCCGCUGGUCACAAUGUUGUGGUCGAUGACGGGCCUGCCAUCCUUGCCGCGGGAUCUGAUCUGCUUCUGCUCUCUGUUGGCGCGCUCGCCGACAACCAACUUCACAAUCGGAUGCUCGAAGCUGCAAGGAUCGGUAACAGUCGCAUUAUCAUAGCAGCAGGAGCGCUAGCGGGAUUCGACGGUCUUCACUCCUUGCGCCAAUCUGGACUGAAGUCUGUACUCUACCGGUCUACGAAACCGCCGAAGGCUUGGAAGGGGACUCUUGCGGAGGAACUCAUUGAUCUUGACGCUGUGACUGGCCCAACAGUCUUUUUCCGUGGCGACGCUGCCAAGGCAGCUCUGCAGUUCCCACGCAAUGCCAAUCUAGCGGCAGCUGUCGCGCUUGCAGGCAUUGGGUUUGAUAAGACCCAGGUCGAACUGAUCGCUGACUCAAAUGUCAGCGGCAACUCGGGCGAGGUCGUCGCAAUUGGUCAGGCCACAACGCUCAGGUUAGAGAUGAGAGGUGAGGGAUUUGCCAGUAACCCAAAGUCAUCGCAAAUCACGAGCAUGAGCGUUGUGGCAGCCCUUGCAAGCCGCGUUGCCUCCCUGUCUUUCGCAAGCUGA